Messenger RNA from Magnolia sinica, 1926 nucleotides. RefSeq names its product alpha-L-fucosidase 1-like. Gene Ontology annotation, biological process: fucose metabolic process; glycoside catabolic process. The record is from RefSeq and is a predicted model, not a curated record. The transcript is spliced from 3 exons. NCBI's taxonomy places the organism in Eukaryota, Viridiplantae, Streptophyta, Magnoliopsida, Magnoliales, Magnoliaceae. Gene Ontology annotation, cellular component: lysosome. Bases 69 to 1532 code for a protein of 487 amino acids. Gene Ontology annotation, molecular function: alpha-L-fucosidase activity.
UAUCUUCCCUUCUCUUAUCAUUAGAACAAAGAAAGAUUCUCAUCUCACGUGAACGUAAGAACAGAGCCAUGAAAGGAGAGUGCACAGAGAAGAAUCUGCCCAUGGUCUGGUUGUGGCUUCUUCUUAUACUUGCAACGAUCGAAUUCGCUACCUCAAGAACGACUCCACCGCCGCUGCCGAUCCCACCAUUACCGACGUGGUCCCAGUUAAAAUGGCAGCGUCGAGAGCUUGUAAUGUUCCACCAUUUCGGCGUAAAUACGUUCACCGAUUCCGAGUGGGGAACCGGACACGAGAACCCCUCCGUGUUCAAUCCAACGGCCCUUAAUGCGGGCCAAUGGGUCGAUCUGGCCGUCGAUGCUGGGUUCUCCCUCGUCAUCUUGACCGCAAAACACCAUGAUGGGUUCUGCCUGUGGCCGUCGGAAUACACUGAUCAUUCCGUCGAGAGAAGCCCGUGGAGAGGUGGGAAGGGAGACGUUGUCGGAGAGCUUGCGGCCGCUGCGAAGGACCGAGGGGUGGAUCUUGGGCUGUAUAUAUCGCCGUGGGACCGCCACGACAAAAGAUAUGGGCAAGAAACACAGUACAACGAGUAUUACUUGGGCCAGUUACAAGAACUUCUGAAUAGAUAUGGGAGUGUUUCGGAGAUAUGGUUCGAUGGCGCCAAGGGAUCGAACGCACCGAACAUGACAUACUACUUCGGGUCUUGGUUUUCCAUGGUGAAGGAAUUACAGUCCGCCAUUAAUAUAUUCUCCGAUGCGGGCCCUGACGUUAGAUGGGUCGGAGACGAGAUGGGGUAUGCAGACUCGACGUGUUGGUCCACCAUCAAUCGCACUUCACUGAGGAUUGGAGAUGGAAGCAUUGUUAGCUAUCUAAAUACGGGCGAUCCAAGAGGAACCGACUGGCUACCAGCCGAAUGCGACGUCUCGAUUCGAAAGGGCUGGUUUUGGCACAAAUCCCAAAGCCCAAAGUCGCUAAGCCAGCUGCUUGACAUCUACUACAACUCGGUGGGACGGAACUGCGUAUUGCUGUUGAAUGUGCCGCCUAACACUUCGGGUCUGAUAUCCGAUACCGACGUUACCCGUUUGCGUGAGUUCCGAAAGGCGAUUGAUGUGAUAUUCUCUAGCAACCUAGCACAAGGAAGUGUGAUAAAAGUUAGUAGCCAAAGGGGAGGAAAGAAGAGUAAUUUCGGGCCGAAGAACGUCGUGGAUGGUGAUCAUGUGUGGACGUACUGGGCCCCAGAGGAGCAGAAAGAUGGCAGCCAUUGGAUCGAGUUCGGUUGGAAUGGGAAGGAGAUCAGAUUCAACGUGGUGAGAAUUCAAGAAGCGAUUGGGCUUGGGCAGAGGAUUCAGCGGCAUGAGAUUUAUGUGGAUGGGGAUCGAGUGGCGGCAAAUACAACUACUGUUGGUUACAAGAGACUCCACCGGUUGGGAAGGGUCUUUCAUGCAAGAAGUGUGCGGAUCAAGAUCGUCCAAUCAAGGGGGCUGCCUCUCAUAUCAUCCGUCGGUUUACACUUCGAUCCCUUUUGGCACAACUAACGGCCAGAUUCAAGCUGGUUGGGCUUGACCUGUCAUAUAUAGGUUCUCAGAUAGGCAGUGGGACCUAAGUUCAAUUUCUUCAAUAAAUGCGCUGGACUCAGGGCCGUUUAUAGGAAUUACAGAUCGGCUGUCCAGUUAAUAAACGGGUCGGCAGGGAUCCGGCUUAACAUGGCCCAUUGUCACCGCGGGACCCGAAUGCAUCCACGCCGUUGGCAUAACCCACCAUGUUACCUACCGUUAAACUUUUUAAAGGGUUUUCACCUUUUCUAGGAGCGAGAAAUUUAUCUCGGCUUCAGCUUUUGUACUUUGGUCAUCUGCUCUGAUACAGAGCCAUAUUCGAAUGGAAUCUGCUUUUUGGGUGGGCCCCACUUUCCAUGCAUGUUAGGGGGGCCGU